GAUACCAGUUGUAUUCCCAGUGCAUAGGGAGUUUCACUUAGCUCCCAAACCAGAGAGCCACCGUCUCUAAACACCCCCUUUGCACCGUACGAUACUCGCUAAUUCUUCCGUUCCUGUUGUCCUUUCAUGGCUACUAAAUCGGGAAACUCAUCCACCAUCUUAUAUACUCCCCGUUCCUCGCUCGCCACAUCACCAUCAACAUUCCACCAUCCCCUGUGCACCUGCACCACCGGACAGAGCUCGCCUCCUCGGCUCCUCGCCAGUAGCCCGCCUGAUCAGCUCGGUUCUCUGAUCCGUAGAUCGGCCGGCCAUGGACGGGAUUCCCAGGAAGCGGUACGGCUCCAAGGGCAAUGCCCACCAGGGCGCGGCGGCCAGCAGCAGCUCGCCGGGCAAGCGCAAGGGGAAGGCUGCUGCAGGUGGCGGCGGCGGGAAGAAGAAGCCGCCGAUCAAGGUGGUGUACAUCGGCAACCCCAUGCGGGUGACGACCAGCGAGGCGGGCUUCCGCGCGCUGGUGCAGGAGCUCACCGGCCGCCAUGCCGACCCGUACAAGUACAGCGGCAGCGGCAGCGGCAGCGGCAGCGCCGCGGUCGACGCGCCGACGACAGCAGCGGGGGCAGCCCGGUGGGGCCGCAAGGCGGGCGCGCUGCCCAUCAGCCCCGUCAGCACCCCGUCGUCGGACGCCGCCUCGGCCGCCGGCGCGGCGCAUGCCUCGUCGUCGGUGCCGGCGGCUUACGACGACGACGAGGACAGCUUCGCGGCGCAGCUGAUCGACAACAGCUACUCCGUCUUCUCGCCGCCGACGUUCCUCUACGGCCCGCACGGCGACGGCGAGCUGAUGUGAUCCCAAUCGCGUGGUAGCUCAUGAUGUAUGCGUGUCUUGCAUCUCGCAUGAUGAUGAUCUGUAUCGUAUAUGCGCGUACGUGCAGGCUCGAUCCUAGGCAACAGGUAAUAGAACUGAAUUCUGUACGCUCUUGUCACACACUGCCAGCCACCGGCAAAGUGUACUGCACUAAGCUACUGUAUGGUGUGGGCGCCACAUAAUCCAAUCUGCAUCGCUUGGGGGUUAUUGGUGUGGUUUUGUAAUGAUGAAAUGGUAAUGGGCCGGGGUUGGUCAGGUGUUUGAGAGUCAA
Molecule: messenger RNA, 1130 nt
Organism: Panicum virgatum (switchgrass)
Lineage: Eukaryota; Viridiplantae; Streptophyta; Magnoliopsida; Poales; Poaceae
Exons: 1
Coding region: 311-841 (176 amino acids)
Source: RefSeq, a predicted model, not a curated record